Molecule: messenger RNA, 2148 nt
Organism: Pongo pygmaeus (Bornean orangutan)
Lineage: Eukaryota; Metazoa; Chordata; Mammalia; Primates; Hominidae
Product: diphosphoinositol polyphosphate phosphohydrolase 3-beta-like
Exons: 2
Coding region: 11-859 (282 amino acids)
Biological process (GO): adenosine 5'-(hexahydrogen pentaphosphate) catabolic process; diadenosine hexaphosphate catabolic process; diadenosine pentaphosphate catabolic process
Cellular component (GO): cytoplasm; nucleus
Molecular function (GO): bis(5'-adenosyl)-pentaphosphatase activity; endopolyphosphatase activity; diphosphoinositol-polyphosphate diphosphatase activity
Source: RefSeq, a predicted model, not a curated record
GCGCCCGAGAAUGCGCUUCACCUCACAGAGGCGGGUGGGCUCUGUGGAGAGUCGCGGGCUCGCGGGCGGCGGCACCUCCUCCACUCCGGCGGGCCCGGGUUCGGCCGGCCGCCCGCCCAUCGGACUGGCGGACUGGCUGACUGACACGCCUCGCUUGCCCCCGCCUCCGCCCGUGCCCCGCCCAGCUUCAUCUCUCCCUCCGCUCCUCGGGCUCGCGGGCAGACGGCAGACGGAGGCGCCUCUGUCUCCCCGCCCCUUUCCUCGGCCCUUUUUCUUCCCAGCACCUCGGCUGCUCCCCGGCAGCGGCAGCAGCUGCGUCGGCGGCCCACACAGCAGCGAGCAGCGAGAGGAGGCUGCCUCGAGGAUGAAGUGCAAACCCAACCAGACGCGGACCUACGACCCCGAGGGGUUCAAGAAGCGGGCGGCGUGCCUGUGCUUCCGGAGCGAGCGCGAGGACGAGGUCCUGUUAGUGAGUAGCAGCCGGUACCCGGACCGCUGGAUCGUGCCGGGCGGGGGCAUGGAGCCCGAGGAGGAGCCGGGCGGUGCGGCGGUCCGAGAGGUGUACGAAGAGGCGGGAGUCAAGGGGAAGUUAGGCCGGCUCCUGGGCGUCUUCGAACAGAACCAGGAUCGCAAGCACAGAACGUACGUGUAUGUACUGACUGUCACGGAGCUGCUGGAGGAUUGGGAAGAUUCGGUUAGCAUUGGGAGGAAGCGAGAGUGGUUCAAAGUCGAAGAUGCCAUCAAGGUUCUCCAGUGCCACAAGCCCGUGCACGCCGAAUAUCUGGAGAAACUAAAGCUGGGCGGUUCCCCAACCAAUGGAAACUCCAUGGCCCCAUCCUCGCCAGAUAGCGAUCCCUAGUGAAUGGCAUAGAUGUUGUUCAGAUUUACUUUGAAAGAAUCCAGUAUGUGAAUGGAUGGAUGAAUGGAAUUGUGAAGCACAGAUGAGCUCUUUCACACUCCAAGGACACAGCUCAUCCUAUGCUUUUGGACACUUCUUCCCUGUUUAUUACAAUGACUAUUCUCCAGGUUGUUGCACUACCGCUGUAUCUGUACAGAAUUCUAACUUGGCACCUGUGGCCUUUUUUGUGCUUUUAUGAUUAUGUGUCUGUAUUUCCCAGCAGAUUAUAUGCCCUUGAAUGCAAGGAACUUGUUUCCUUAGUCUUUUUUAUAUAUCUAGCAUAUAAGAUAUUGCUUAGAAUAUGGUAGACAUCACUGAAGAUUUGUUUCAGUAGUUCAUAUUUUGUAAUGAUACUGAAUGGUUAAACAAUCCCUUUCUAAUCUGUCUAGCAUAUAUGUGACUUUUGUUUAUCAAGUGUCACACAACUGCUUCAAGGCAGCUGUGAGAUACUAGAAAGCAAAAAUUCUUACUCCUAUGUCUGUGUCAUCCCAGAUGUGUGCCUCCAGAUGGCAGUAUACUACACUAUCUGUAAAAUACAUUUGCAAAGCCAGGCACAGUGUUAUGCAUCUGCCUCAGGAGGCUGAGGCAGAAGAAUAGCUUGAGCCCAGGAGCUUUAGUCUAGCCUGAGCAAUAUAAUGAGACUCCGUCUCUUAAAAUAUUUGCCCAAACAUUGAACUUAAAUUUGACCAUGGCCCUAGAAAUAAUUCCUAAUCUUUAGAAAAUAGGGCAGAGAAACAUUAUUUUACACCAUGGAGAUGAGAUGAGCAGAAUCCAGACUAUAAGAAACUACAGGACACAUGACCUAGUUUCUUCUGUAAAUAACUUGCAAGGAUGAAAGAUGGAGGAUGAACUUAUAGAUUUAAAGAGACUUAAGAGACAUAUUAACCAAUUGUAUGGAUCUUAUUUGAAUUGUGAUUUGACCGAACUGUAAAACGAAUACAUUUAUGAGACAAUCGGAGUAAUUUGAACAUUGGUGGGGUAUUUGGUAUUAGAAUAAUGGUUUUAUCAUUAUGUUAGAAAGAAGGGUCCUAAUCUACAUUCUCAAACAUUUGUGGCUGAUAUGAUAUGAUUCUUGGAAUUUGCUCCAAAAUAAUAAGUCUGGAUGUUAAGUGCAUUGGAAAUAUUGAUGAAACGAAAUUGGCCUUGAUAAUUGUUGAAGCUGGGUGAUGGCUAAAAUGAUGGUUCAUUAUAUAUGUUCAUCUCUAUUUUUGUAUGUUUGGCAUUUUCCGUAAUAAAGUUUAUAAAAAUAA